CACGAGAAAGAAGGAAAAGAGUUAAAGAAAAAUGGGAGAUCUUAGGCUAGUGGAGCAGAUGGAGGCGCUGAGUAACCUUGGGUUACCAACCUGGGGGUCCGAGAAAAUAAUGCCGGAGGAAUUCCCACAGUAUACUAAAGAUCCUGGUUUCUUUGAGUCCUUUGAAGCUGCGUUGUACUGGAUGCCUGAAGAAAAGGUCGUGGAAGUGUUUAAAUCGGCCACGGCCAACCCAAGGUGUGUGGACAACAACAAGAUCUAUGGAGAUACGGAAGGGCUUGACUUCGAUUUCAAAGAAUACUUUUCAAGGAUUCCUGAAGCCGACGACUGGUUUAGGCUUAAAGAAAUGGAACCUGAUGCUCUGCCAAUUGCUUCCAGAACCUCAGGAGAGGUCAACAUGAAUUCUUACACUCUGGUUGAAAAUAUGAUGAAUGUGGAUAAGUGGAAAAGUCUCUUCUCAUCAAUUGUGGUUGAUGCUUCAAUGGUCUCAGCUGUGGCUCCCAAUGUUAAAGACAUUAGAGACUUUGCAGAAGUAGAGAUCAAGGCCGAGAUUCAGGCCCUCUGUCCUUGGUGUGUCCGAGAUAGUCUUCACUCCGUCGGACAAUGUUGAAGGGGCAUCAAAGGUCAUUUGGAUUGACAUACAUAUGAUCCGCCUUAGUGAAGUCCACCCCUCCUACUUCAAAUUCGUGCAGGCUGGUGGAGGAUUCGGCUCUCUCCGUUGGUUUCGCGCACUCCGCGACAAGCUAACCAUGCGCGAUACCUCUCAACCAUCUCUUCUCUUUCUCAUGAAGAAGGGAUGACAACAAGUCCUGAACUCCUCUUGAUGCUGGCUAGAAGGAUGUGUGCAUGCUUCUUCUCAUCACUUGCAUCUGCAACACCGAAGUCUCUAUGCUUCUACUCUUUGCUUGCCCCCUGCAUUGGCUCCAAAUACCCAAAGUCUCUCCCAACAUCAAGUUAUCCACUCUUUGUUGACACCAAGUCCAGUACCUACUAGACUGCUUCCAAAGCUGUUAUUUUUGAUGUGCCUGCUUGCAAGCUCUUUGAAGUGGUGAAGUCUUUGGAUCCUUUCAUUGGUGAGCAACUGAUGCAGAUUCCCACUGAAGAAGAGACUCAUUGCAUCUCUCUCCACAGAAACACAAAUACUAGCCAAGCGUUUGUCAGGGAGGUUUAUUUUGAUGAAUAUGAAGGCCUUGUGGUGACAGGAUCCGUUUCCUCUGUGGAUUCACUUUCAGCUUCCUCCGUCAUCACCUCUCUGGUUGGAUAUGUUAUAAGCUACAUGGCUCCACGCUCCUCCUCUUUGACCGUCACUUGUGUGCAAGUUCCUUCUGGGAAUGAACCUGAUUGGAGGCAAGAUGUCUGUGUGGAGAUCGAUGCCAUCACUUUGAAGAUCAAGGAGUCGGUCCUUGUCUGAUAACUCUCUCUCUAUCUCUAUCUCUUUUGUAAUAUUUUAACUCUCUCGAUCUCGUAAGUCGUAUCCCUAGAGUCUCUCGCUUGUUUGACUCUUUUGAGUAACUAUCUCUAUCUCGUAUCCCUUUGACUCUCGGUUGUUUGACUCUUUUGAGUAAACUAGUAACUAACUAUCUCUUAUCCCUCGA
Molecule: messenger RNA, 1592 nt
Organism: Camelina sativa (false flax)
Lineage: Eukaryota; Viridiplantae; Streptophyta; Magnoliopsida; Brassicales; Brassicaceae
Source: RefSeq, a predicted model, not a curated record